Messenger RNA from Guillardia theta CCMP2712, 2409 nucleotides. RefSeq lists its product as hypothetical. Bases 1 to 2409 code for a protein of 802 amino acids. Lineage: Eukaryota; Cryptophyceae; Pyrenomonadales; Geminigeraceae. The transcript has 8 exons. Gene Ontology annotation, molecular function: protein binding. The record is from RefSeq and is a predicted model, not a curated record.
AUGCGCCAAGGAUUUCAGCCAAUGUCAGCCUCCUCGACCCAUCGAGCUCCUCGCGCAACCUCCUCCCCGAGACGAUCUCCCAGUCAUGCUCCCUCCCACGUCAUGGCGCAUCCUUCUUCUACUCCAAGAACCCUCACUGUCGGUGAAGCCGAGAGCGAGCUCGAGGGUAACGCGGUGAGCUUGGAGGAACGGGAAGGCCUCCUGGUGUUUGCAGGAGGGAGGCUGGUGAGCCGUAGGAGCUCUCAGGAUGUGCUGCUCUGUGCACAAGCAUCGAAGCCAUUGGGGUCGCUCAAGGGCUCAGUGAAGUACUUCGAAGUCUCCAUCCUCCUUAUGGCUCAGUCCGAGUUCGGGAUCACCAUCGGCCUGGCGCUGAAGGGGAUGGACGGGAAGCAGCCGGGGAGCGAAGCCAAGACAGUCGGGUACUCGUCCAACGGACUUGUCUUCGUCGGGACUCCCAACAGCGGUCAGCGCUUCGGCUAUCACUUUGGCGUUGGAGACACCAUAGGGUGCGGCUUCGACUGCAACAGUCGGGACCUCUUCUUCACCAGGAACGGAGUGAGGAUGUCCUCCAACUCAGACCUGCGGAACUUCAAAGAGGAUGUGAUCCACAGGCUGCAUCCCACCGUUUCCUUGUCCUCGCAGUACGAUACUGUUGUCCUCAACUUCGACUACGACUUCAAGUACAACAACCCGCUUCUCACCAAGCUCCCCGUAUCUCUCUCGCCGGCGAAGCAGAGCCUGGGAUCAGAGGACGUGGAGUACGAGGAGGGAGUGAAGCCGCUGCGAUCAGAUCGGCUGACGUUGAGGGUGAUCAAGGAGAGCCUCUCAGAGGACGGGCUUCCUCCUUCCCAUCGAGUCAUCCGCAUCAGCAUGCACUUGCAGAUGCCCCACGUGCCACCAGGCAUGGUCUACUACGAGAUGUCGCUCCUCUCCUGCUCCUCCUGCGCACUCGAUGGCUCGCGCAAGCCUCCUGACCUCCGCAUCGGCAUGCAGGCCAACGACUCAGCCUUGCGGACGGGCUUCGUGCCCUUCGCUCCCAAGUCGGUGACGUACAAGAGUGACGACGGGUUGACUUACUGCGGGUACAAACCUCGGCGGCUGACGUGCGGAGAACUCAACAUCAACUCAUACGGGGAGGGGGACGUGAUCGGAUGCGGCGCCAUCCCGCACCUCAACCUCGUCUUCUUCUGCCUCAACGGCAACUUCCUCGGGUUCCUUCACGUGGGCUGGCUCAUGGACUCUCCGUUUCAAGGAUUCGCGCUGCUGCAGCAUGCCGGGGACAUGGCGCGAUUCAACCCGGGGGUGAACAAGUUCGCGGUCUCGUACAACAACCUCAAGUGGGUCAUGGCGAUCGCCGAGGCUGCGCGAGUGGACGCGGCCAUGCUGGACGACUAUCACGUGCUAGAGAUGCGAGAUGAGCAGCCGGCGAAACAAGACGCGGUCCGAGCAUCCAUGGAGAAGCUGGUGGCAGGGAGGUUCGAGGGGCUAACGCAGAUCCCUCUUGAGGAGGUAAAGUCGACCAUGCAGACCAUGGUCGAUCGAUACUCCAACGAACUUGCGCGGAUCAAAGUGAAGCACGAGUCGGAGAAGGGAAGGAUGAAGGCAAAGAUCCGCUACCUCUCCUCCAGAACAUCCUUCCCACCCAGCUCUGCCCAUCAGGACUACACGAAUGCCUGGGAAGCUCAAGUGGAGAUGAAAGAAGAGCAGAAACUGCGACAAUCGUACUCGAGCAACGCGUUGAAAGAGCGCAAUGCUGUCUACCGGAGCAGCAUUUCACUGGGCGAAGCGGAUCAGGCUCAGCAGCCCGACAGUCAUCACAAUGAAAAUCGAACAGACUCAGACAACAACAUCACCAACUCUCGGAGGCCCUCAAAGACAGAUUUGCAGAGUCCGCAAACACCUUCCAAGUUUCGAUCAAGGAAAUUUGGAAGCGUCAUUCAGAACGUGCGGGAGGCCACGAGCAAGAGCACAAGCAACUCCGCCAAAGAGGACAAGUUGUGGAGUAGCACUCCGAGGUUGUCAGGCGUGAAGAAGAAGGUCGACUGUCGCUUGGAAGCAGCUGAAGUUCAGGCCCUCUAUCCCUAUGAUCGCUCCCUCCAUCGCUGGAGCCACAAGAGCGACAGACAGCUCUCCCCAUCCUCUCCCUCGCCUUCUCGAUCAAGUUUGCACCCUCUAGGCUAUACUCCGCUCACCUACACUCCAGCUCAGCGCCCAAGUUCUGCUCCCUCCAAGCCAAGGCCGUCGGUCAGGUCAAAGUCCAAGACGCCUGUCCGCGACUCAGGUCGCUCGCCAUGGCUGCUGGCCGACAUACGAGACGACGAAAGAGGGGCACAAAAGCCGCUGGAGGAUGAGCUCGAGGAGAUUCGAAAAGGUUUCCGCAGGUUCCUGCCGUCCAAUGCCCGCGCGUAG